This is a messenger RNA of Aplosporella prunicola CBS 121167, 2301 nucleotides long. RefSeq lists its product as uncharacterized. Gene Ontology annotation, biological process: transmembrane transport. The record is from RefSeq and is a predicted model, not a curated record. The coding region runs from base 306 to 1916 and encodes 536 amino acids. The transcript is spliced from 3 exons. Gene Ontology annotation, molecular function: transmembrane transporter activity. NCBI's taxonomy places the organism in Eukaryota, Fungi, Ascomycota, Dothideomycetes, Botryosphaeriales, Aplosporellaceae.
CCACGAGAUAAGCACCACACCCAGAGCAAUCCCAUGAAUCUCUUCCUUCGGUCAUGUCGCUGCAUCAGACGAGCUGCCACCCACGCGUCCUAGGGGUCGUCGUACCUCCAUGGGCAGAUCAAUCAAUCGGCCCAUGUCGUCUUUGAUAUGCCUCUUCCGACGUCCAGUCCAAGAUAGUCUGACGAGAUUCCAAUGUUUUUAUAUUCCUCUUGCUGUUACGUCUGCAUCUCUGUUUCAGCCUCAGCUCUUACUGUUUGUUAAUACCCCGCAGCUUUUGGAUGGAAACUACCACCGGCCACUGCACCAUGGAACCACCACAAUACGAUGGGAAGUUGCCGGAAGAGACGAAAUCUGAUGAUGGGAAAGAGAACCACGACAACGAAGAUAUGCAAACCACUGUUGAGACAGACAUGACGGUCGUCCUAAAGGACGGCUUGAAACUGCAUCCUCAGCCUACCAGCGACCCCAUGGAUCCUCUGAACUGGUCCAGAGCAAGGAAAAACACAAUCCUGACGAUCGUGAUGGCACUCUACUUCAUGUUCACCUACAUCACUACCACAACAGUACCGUCGUUCUCCUUGAUUCAAGAACAAUACGGCAUAUCCAUAGGCGAGGUGAACUGGACAGUGGCUAUCCCCGCUUUAGGCUUGUCGGUGGGGCCAUUAAUAUGGUCCUCUUUGGCAGAUGUCUACGGCCGGCGCAUCGUCUUCAUAAUCGGUACAGUCAUAGCGCUGGCAUCAACCAUUGGUGCCGCAAAAGCACCCAACUACGGCGGUUAUAUGGCCGCCCGGUUCUUCCAGGGCCUUGGUGUCGCUCCAGCAUCGACCGUGGGACUUGCUAUCAUUAACGAUAUCUAUUUUGAAUACCAGAGAGGACUCAGGAUCGGUUUGUGGGUGCUGGCCAUCGAUAUGGGCCUGCUGUUUGGUCCACUGAUUGGUGGCUUUAUGAACAUUGUGAACCAGUAUUGGGUAAACUGGUUGACUGCGAUUCUCUUCGCAGUGAUCCUCUUCGCUGAGAUUGCGUUCCUUCCGGAAACACUAUAUCCUCGUGGGCAGAUGCUGGCACGCAUGCCGUAUGCUGGAAAUGCUUCAAGUUCCGUCCUGGAUAUCGAGAAGACGCAAUUGCCGCCUAGCAAUGCAACAGAAGUUAGUUUAAGACGUACGAUGAAGCUUCCUUUUUUGAAUAUCCUUCCGGUACCAGGAAUGCGGCAUCCGAAGCCGUGGGAUUCUUUCUUUCGUUUCCUCAUCACAUUCAAAUACCCUGCCGUUUCUCUUUCCGUCAUCGCCUACAGUGUAGGAUGGUACUGGUGGAUAUUAUCCGUGAUCACCUAUAUUCCAACUGCUUAUGUGCAGUACGAGCCACAGAUUCAAGGACUCCUUUUUAUCGGACUAAUCCUUGGGACGAUGUUCGCUGAAGUCUUCUGCUCCGGAAGCCUAAGCGACUGGCUUGUAACAAAAUUGACCAAAAAGAAUGGCAGCGUUAAGGUGGCAGAGAUGAGACUUUGGCUCAUCUAUCCGGCUUGUUUUAUGACUGCUAUUGGUCUGAUAGUUUGGGGCAUAAGUAUCGACCAACACUGUCAUUGGAUUGUAGGCCAAAUUGCCUUCUUUCUUAUUGCCGCUGGGAUCCAGAUGGGAAACACAGUCAUUGCUGCUUAUGUCGUGGACUGCUACCCGCUGCAGUCUAUGAGCAUGAUAACCUUCUACGCGGUGAUCCUGAACUUAAGCGCUUUCAUCAAUCCGUUUUUCAUCAAUCCCUGGGUGGAAGCCAGUGGCUGCACCUGGACUUUCGCUGUCCAAGGCAUCAUCACCUUUUUCUUCAGCGUUUCUGCAUUGGGCCUACUUCAGUAUUUUGGCCCUACCUUACGGGCCAAGACGGGUCAUCCAAGCUGGGUUAAUCCAGAAUAUGAUGCCGCAUGAUAGUUGAAAGCAGGCGUAUAUUGCUUUAAUGGUAUCAGAUUCUGGCAAUCGAAUCCACAUGUUCAUGGAUAUAAAGUAUCUCCAGGGCUCUGAUUGCUUGAAUGUUAGUGGUUGGCCGAGGAGGUUGCGACUCGCGAGGCUUGCGUUGAAGCUCAGGGUACUCCAGUGGACGACGUCCAUUUAAGAGUUUCCCACGGGUCGUAGCCGUUACCUUUUACGAAAUCAUAAUUGGCGUGCGGUGGAACGUGUUUGUCAUGGAAUCCUAAAACCCCAGACUUGGCACAGCUGCCUAUUAGGUAACUGAAUGGCAGGAUCGUCGGAUGCGGUGCAUAACUCGUGAUCCACUUGGAGAGCAGACCUUGUGAAGAAGUUAUUGAAGGAAUAU